Molecule: messenger RNA, 2590 nt
Organism: Bolinopsis microptera
Lineage: Eukaryota; Metazoa; Ctenophora; Tentaculata; Lobata; Bolinopsidae
Exons: 8
Coding region: 107-1636 (509 amino acids)
Molecular function (GO): endopeptidase activity; signaling receptor binding
Source: RefSeq, a predicted model, not a curated record
AAUACUGUCUUAAAGUAUACGACCUUCGUUUGUGAUGCUUCUUGCAGCUCGAAUAGUGAACUCAGUUUAAUUAUUCGCUCAUUUAAGUAAAACGCUCAUUUUGUUUAUGAAGAGAAAAACUAGCGACGUUUUGAAGAAGAUAUCUAAAGAUCGUGAUAGAGACAAGAAUAUGGCGAUAAUGCUCCUGAUUCUCCUGGUUUUCGAACCAGUUGCUGGAACUCUUGAUUGUCGGGAAAGAAACGACUUGAAGGGUAAAGCAUACAGGGGGAAAAUCUCUGUUACCAAAUUUGGGAAUAUUUGUCUAAGAUGGGACUCUCAGCAUCCUAUUCAGCAUACCAGUAUCACUCCCGAAAAAAGCCCGACCGCAGAUCUCGAGGAGAACUAUUGCCGGAAUGCUGAUCAAGAACCAGGUCCCUGGUGUUACAAUAGUGCUGGAACGUCAAGAUUUGAAUUAUGUGAUGUUCCCAUAUGUCCAGUUAAAGUUGUAGUAACGAGAAUAUUCACAGAAUGGGUACCGGUGCCGGUGGACAUAGAUCCGUACAUAGAUCACGACCUGGAGAGGACGCCUCUGAAAAUAAAGACGGAUAGUGAGACAGGGAGUGAAGAAUUGAUCAGAAUCUUCUUUUACAGUGAACAACGGAAAAAUGCAGGUCGUAUCGACAUCCGAGAUCAGCAGUAUCGACUGGGUCGAUGCAUGGCAGACUUUCAUAGUCUAGAUACUGUACCAAGUGGUAAUGAGAAGAAAUGGGAGAUCACCAAGGUGACCAUCGCAUCAGACGUAAGGAUGACAAUCCAAUGCAACGGAGAAAUAGUCAAAGAAUUUCAGAUGUCAUCUUGUGACUAUGGAACAUGGCGCCAGUUUUGGCUUCAAGAAGUGAAACUUAUACGGUUUGGUCUCAGCGACACCGCUUCAGAUUAUAUCUACUAUUCACCAGCGGAAUGUACAGGCCUCAAAACGAACUGGUACAACAUGAAGACAGAUACUCAGUUUCCUAUCCUGGCGAAGACAGCCUUCGUUCUGAGCUGCAAUAAAGGAUAUGAACUGACAGGAGAUAGGAUAGUGACUUGCACUAAAGACACAGAGUUCGCAUACUCUACCGAACCUAAGUGUGAAGACAAGGAGGUGGAUGUUACAGUUAACGGCGAGAAGAUGUCUAGACAAUACCUCGGUUGCUGGAGAGAUUCAGGAACCAGAGCUAUACAGCCGAUUGAAAAGAAACAUGAUCUACUCAGAGACAAUUACGUUUCUCGAACUGAUGCAGUCAACAAGUGUCUUAAGGCAACGUUGGCCUUCGGAUACACAGUGUUUGCAGUGCAGAACGGAGGGUGGUGUGCAAGUGCUGAGGACGCUGAGGACACUUACAAAAAGUACGGACGGUCCGGUGGUUGUGGACCUGAUGGGGAAGGCGGAGGCUGGGCCAACGACGUGUACAAGAUCAAGCAGCCGGUUUGUAUUGAAUUCACAGUGGACCACGGCCAAGUUUCGCCCAGAGGACCGGUAAAAGAGAACACAGUCGUCAGAGUCACGUGUUCGAACCUCUACGUUCUGACUGGUGUAUACGAGGUCACGUGUCAGCCUGGUGGGGUGUGGUCAGCACAGCCGGAAUGUACAGAAUGCGGUAUGAAUGUUUUUUGAAUUAUAUAGUAGUUCUAUACGACAUAAUAUGGAAUACAGCAUUUUUAUCCCGCUCAUAUCAACAACAAAAACAAACAAUCAGUAAAAUAUGUUAGACCAAAUGACGGACCCGGGACCAGCACAAUUACAAACUAGGACUGAUGGUAAAUCAAGGGAAAGCAUGAGGCUAAGCUCUCCUUUUUGAUUUACACAUUCAAUUAACAGAAUAACCUGGUAAUUUAGCAAGAAUUUUAAAGCAAAGCUAUAUUGAUUAUUGGAUAGCCUGUUAUUGGUAAGUGAAAUUAAUGUUUAACUAUUACAAUUAACGUUGUUAGCUUUGAUCCUUUUCUACAGUUCACUCAACGAUUUAAAUGUAUCAUUAAGCAGCCAAUUUUUGGGAGUCAUGGUAAAUUGUUAUGUUGGGUCUGAUAAUCACUAUAAUUAUUAUUAUUUAUCGUUUUGAAACAUUGACACAGUUCCCCCCAGAUCUCCAUCCGGAUGUUCCUGGGCCUAUGUUGCAGGCUUUUUCACUGUGGUGUAUUCAUUUCAAUUAACGUUCCUUGUUUUGGUCUUCCAGAUUCCUCAUGUAUUAUAGAGCAGUCAAUAUGUUGGUUUUUAUGUGAGUCAUUCAUCGUUAACUGUUAUUUUGAAUUUUGAUAAUGAUUAUUUAUUAUUGUAACAGGAUAUUAACGCAGUCCCCCACAGGUCUAAUCAUGAACCUAUGUAGCGAACUUGCUCAGCAACUAAACCAAACCACAAACCCACAAGUCUCAACGCUCCAGGGACUCCACAGAGGCAUACAGAUUUAAAUUUAACAUAAUUGUAACAUCAGAUUUAACUCGAAGUUUCUGACGAUUUUAUGAAAACGAGUUAUAGUGGGUAGCAUUUUAUUCAUCACUAGAUGAUUGGGACGAAGAUACUGUUUAAUGUUUAUAUAACAAGAUAAAAAGAAUUUUUAAGAUUUACUAAAUAUUG